Messenger RNA from Pongo pygmaeus (Bornean orangutan), 3851 nucleotides. RefSeq names its product potassium inwardly rectifying channel subfamily J member 13 (gene KCNJ13). Gene Ontology annotation, cellular component: plasma membrane. The record is from RefSeq and is a predicted model, not a curated record. The coding region runs from base 2769 to 3851 and encodes 360 amino acids. Lineage: Eukaryota; Metazoa; Chordata; Mammalia; Primates; Hominidae. Gene Ontology annotation, biological process: potassium ion import across plasma membrane; regulation of monoatomic ion transmembrane transport. The transcript has 2 exons. Gene Ontology annotation, molecular function: inward rectifier potassium channel activity.
CUUUUUUUUUUUUUCUUUUAGAGACAGGGUCUUGCUAUGUUGACCAGAUGGGUCUUGAAUUCCCGACCUCAAGCAAUCCUCCCAAAGUGCUAGCAUUACAGGCAUGAGCCACCAUGCCUGGUUCCUUACUUUCAUUAUCUGUAAAAUGGGACUAAUAGUGGUACUUAUUACUGUGAAACUUAAGACACUUUUUUUUCUUUUUUUUUUUUUUAAAUAGAGACAAAGUCUCACUACGUUGCCUAGGCUGGUCUCAAACUCCUGGACUCAAGCAAUCCUCCUGUCUCGGCCUCCCGAAGUGCUGGGAGCCAGACACGUUUUUAACAACAAUAAAGCAACUACUACUUUACUGAGAGUUUACUCUGUGCCAGACACUGCCCACUGGCUUCACAUCAGUUUGUACAUAUGAAGUAUUUGGUGUGAUUCCUGGCACAUGCUAAACAAUAUAUAUAUUAGCUAAUGUUAUUCAUCAUUACUAUCAUAAGAAUCAUGAAUAAAGUUAACAGUGGUUUAAUAUAGAUACUUGAGACAGUUACAGGGGCAAGAAAGGCAUCUACUAACGGUGCUAGAAAUUUGGUUAUCAAAGACUAUCUUGAGAAUGCAAUUUCAAUCAUUUUUGCAAAGACUGUUAUUUCACCAAACAUUUCCUGUAUUAAAAAAAAAAUUAACUGGCUUUGAAGUUAGCUAGACUUGAAUAACCAUCCAAAUAAUCCAAAGCUCCUAUUUGCCUUGUGUAAAUUUCUUUUAUCUGUCUGAGCACCAGUGACUUCAUCUGAAAAUGGGAACAAUGGCUAUCUUGUUGAGAUACUGAAGAAUUAAGAGAUAAUACAGUAUGAAAGCAGUUAUCACAGUGCCUAUGAAGAUUUUGUUGUUGUUUCCAAAGCGUAGAGAUCAGGUCUCCUAAAACAUUUAAAAAUAAUCUAACAAAAUAAGGGUCAUUAAGUAGCUGUGCCAAGAAAAAAGAAUACACUAAAUGAUUAUGACAACUUGUUAGGGUAAUAAGUUAUAAAACAUUAAAAUAAUGCACUAAGAUUUUUUAAAGUCUAUAUCACAUGAAACUGAAAUCGUCAUCUAAUCUAAAUAAACUGAACAAUCAUCCCAGUGUUCCAUUAGCUCAAAUCUGAAGAAAAUACAAAAAAAAGUCUCUAGUAUCACCAAUAAAUGUUAAGUUACCUCAGAGCAAAAGAAAGUUGUAUAUACCCAGCUGGCCAAUAUCCAAUUCCAACAACACAGAAAGGCAGUCUCCAAAGCCUCAAAGUCCCGAGAUAUAGGAACUAGGAAACCCAAGCAACAACCUAGCUCCACAAGUCUGUAGUGCCCUUCUCAAGCCCCAUGAAAAGGCAGGAAGUGGGUAUGCAGCACUCUCAAGGGUAUCUACCUCUGAAGGAAGAAGCAAAGAGGAGAGUCAAAUAUAAACUCUUAGUCCUGGAUUGUAGCAAAGAAGAGAGGCUCAUUCAAGGGAAGCAAAGCUGCACUUCCUGUUCUGUUCCUAGUAACUGCUAUACUAAAGUCUUAAGACACCUUUGUCAUACGCAAGGAUGAUUACAAGGAAGGCAUACAUUAGAUUUCUACUCACCACCUUGAGAAAAGGAUAACCACUGAUGAAAACUGUUUGCAGCAGAAAACUACACUAAUGUUAUCUUUUUAAAAUUCUUAUUUAACCCCUUAAUGAUUAUUUUAGUUCAUUAAACUGUUGAACCUUUUACUUCUGGUUUACUUACUUUUAAAGCUAAUGCUAUCUAGAAAUGUCUUCCUGGAAUUUCUUAUUUUGCCAAGAAACAAUUCUCUUUCUACCCCACAAUCUAAUCAGAGCCUAGAAUAUGCAAAGAGACAGCAAUCCAUCAUCCAGGACAGAAAGAAUCCACGAACAUGGUUGCAAAGUGACAAAAACAAAUAAAGCCUAAUCAUAAAACUCUAAAUAAGGUCAGGUAUGGUGGCUCACUCCUGUAAUCCCAGCGCUUUGGAAGGCUGAAGUGGGGGGAUGGCUUGAGAACCGGAGUCCAAGACCAGCCUAGGCAAUAUAGUGAGCCCAGUACCAACAAAAAUCAAAAUUCUAAAAAUCAGCCGAGGUUACAGUGAGCUAUGAUUGUGCCACUGCACUCCAGCCUAGGAGACAGAGCAAGACCCUGUCUCUAAAAAUACAAAUCAAUAAAUCAAACUCUGAAUAGGCUAAUUAUAAAGCAUACAUUAGAACUACAGACCUCUAAAAGCUUACCACAAAUGUAAGCCUUGUCCUAGUACUAAAUCUGGCUUCAAAGGAUUUGCAGACAAGUUUAAUAAUAAGCUUCCAAAUGACUUCUAAUUAUUUACACAGAAGAACACUUAUAUAUUUAAACAUACCCCUUUUAAUUAUGAAUAAUGCAUAAUUAUAAAUUAUGAAAUGCUAGUCUUUACACAUAAUAUUUGGUCAAAUCAAUAAAUGCUUGACACCCGGACUUGUGCAAGGAAGACACAGGGGUAUAUAAUCUCUACCCACAGGAAUUCUAAAAUAUACUUAGAAAAUGUUCAAGUGUUAAACAAUGUUUUAACUGUCAUUCAAAGAAACAAUAGAAGAGAUAUUUUAAGGUAACACACAAUUAGCUCCCAAAUGAAUGACUUAGUAAAUGCCACCUAACGUAAAGAGAAAAGCGAGAGAGUUGGCAAAGUUGUGGUUAGAGAAGCAUUCCCAAGAAAGCAGAAAGUCCAUGAGCUCUCCAAAUUCACAAACAUUAACUGUAAAACAGUUAAGAGCUUACUAAUUUACUCUUGAUUUUAGAGAAAUACAGCCUGAGAUGGACAGCAGUAAUUGCAAAGUUAUUGCUCCUCUCCUAAGUCAAAGAUACCGGAGGAUGGUCACCAAGGAUGGCCACAGCACACUUCAAAUGGAUGGCGCUCAAAGAGGUCUUGCAUAUCUUCGAGAUGCUUGGGGAAUCCUAAUGGACAUGCGCUGGCGUUGGAUGAUGUUGGUCUUUUCUGCUUCUUUUGUUGUCCACUGGCUUGUCUUUGCAGUGCUCUGGUAUGUUCUGGCUGAGAUGAAUGGUGAUCUGGAACUAGAUCAUGAUGCCCCACCUGAAAACCACACUAUCUGUGUCAAGUAUAUCACCAGUUUCACAGCUGCAUUCUCCUUCUCCCUGGAGACACAACUCACAAUUGGUUAUGGUACCAUGUUCCCCAGUGGUGACUGUCCAAGUGCAAUCGCCUUACUUGCCAUACAAAUGCUCCUAGGCCUCAUGCUAGAGGCUUUUAUCACAGGUGCUUUUGUGGCGAAGAUUGCCCGGCCAAAAAAUCGAGCUUUUUCAAUUCGCUUUACUGACAUAGCAGUAGUAGCUCACAUGGAUGGCAAACCUAAUCUUAUCUUCCAAGUGGCCAACACCCGACCUAGCCCUCUAACCAGUGUCCGGGUCUCAGCUGUACUCUAUCAGGAAAGAGAAAAUGGCAAACUCUACCAGACCAGUGUGGAUUUCCACCUUGAUGGCAUCAGUUCUGAGGAAUGUCCAUUCUUUAUCUUUCCACUAACCUACUAUCACUCCAUUACACCAUCGAGUCCUCUGGCUACUCUGCUCCAGCAUGAAAAUCCUUCUCACUUUGAAUUAGUUGUAUUCCUUUCAGCAAUGCAGGAGGGCACUGGAGAAAUAUGCCAAAGGAGGACAUCCUACCUACCCUCUGAAAUCAUGUUACAUCACUGUUUUGCAUCUCUGUUGACCCGAGGUUCCAAAGGUGAAUAUCAAAUCAAGAUGGAGAAUUUUGACAAGACUGUCCCUGAAUUUCCAACUCCUCUGGUUUCUAAAAGCCCAAACAGGACUGAUCUGGAUAUCCGCAUCAAUGGACAAAGCAUUGACAAUUUUCAGAUCUCUGAAACAGGACUGACAGAAUAA